This is a messenger RNA of Symbiodinium sp. CCMP2456, 255 nucleotides long. The record is from the annotation of a GenBank genome assembly. Lineage: Eukaryota; Dinophyceae; Suessiales; Symbiodiniaceae.
GUGCAGCAGCAGGAGGAGGAAGAGCCGGAGGCCAAAGAGAGCGCUAAAGAGGAGCCUGUCUGCGGCUCUGCCGAGGAGCCUGUGGGAUGGCUUCCUGAAGGUCAUCCGUGCGACGCAUGCCAGAAGCAGGUCUCUGCUUUUGGCGGAGUCUUCUGCGGCCGCCGCAAAGUCGGCGGUAUACCCUUGGCAGGCUGCGGAGCUGCAGUCUGCUGGAGGUGUAUGAAUCGGUCCUCCAAAGAUGCGUCCUUCGGCAAG